Talpa occidentalis (Iberian mole) is the source of this 4561-nucleotide messenger RNA. It is a transcript of the gene MED26, whose product is annotated as mediator complex subunit 26. The record is from RefSeq and is a predicted model, not a curated record. Bases 1818 to 3536 code for a protein of 572 amino acids. Gene Ontology annotation, molecular function: transcription coregulator activity. Gene Ontology annotation, cellular component: nucleus; core mediator complex; mediator complex. Gene Ontology annotation, biological process: regulation of transcription by RNA polymerase II; positive regulation of gene expression. NCBI's taxonomy places the organism in Eukaryota, Metazoa, Chordata, Mammalia, Eulipotyphla, Talpidae. The transcript has 3 exons.
UUCUUCUUUCUGGCAUCCUCUCUCCUUAUAUGUCUUCGAUUGGAUCUUCCAGGGUUCCUACAGUGCUGGGACCUUCAAGCCCUGGGAGCCCCCUCUCUGUAGGCAUGCCUGAGACCCACCUACCUCCCUGCCUCAAGGGCUUUGUUGUGGGCUUUGCAGGCCUAGAACCUAGAUGGGAGGUACCUUGGCCACAUCAGACCCUUUUAUUGGAGGAAUAUGAAGUCUGCUGCUCCUGUAGAGAGAUUAGUAAGGUAGGAUCCCCAAGUCCACAAGGCAGCCUGGUCUGGUACUACCCAAGGUGUCUGCCUGUCAAGUAUGAUGGGAACCAGGAAUAAGGGUCAGCUUCUGGUUCCUGAACUCACAAGGAAUGCCUGGGUAGUGAUCCCCAUACAGCACUCAGUACUCUCCCAUAAGGGCCUACGUGGGGUGGUAGGUGGUAGGGCAGGAUAAAGCCAGCGGGAUUAAGCCUGCAGCACAGGACUAGAACUUCUAGACAGCACUAGUUCUCGACAGCACUAGUCUAGAACUUCUGGGCAGUCAGGCCAGAACGGGGAGGCAGAAGACACAUUUUCUGCCAAGUCAGAGCACCAAACUUCCUCAGAGCUAAAUGCCUCACUGUGUACACUCAGGAACCAAGCCAAGGGGGUUUGCAUGAGCACAGACCUUCCCCAACCCCACCCCACUUAAGGAGGAUCUUGGAGUGUGCUCUGGCCCCUGUGAUGUCUGUUGUACCAGUCCCCAGCUUUACCCAGGUGUUGUGUCUCCCCCCUCUGUCUGGCAGCAGGACGGUGCCUACAGCACCUGCUCAAGAACAAGGACACUUCGUGCCGCCAGGAUUGUUCUGCGGGGACUGCUGGCUCAGGAGUGUGUGGGGACCCAGGGCUCUAAAUAUACCAUGGUGAGGUCACUGGGGCAGAGACAGGCCACGUGGCAGGCCCAGGAUCCCAUUAGGCCAGCAUCCCAGGGCUAGGGGCAAGGGAGCAGGUGGCCUCACUGCUCCCACUGGCCUGACCUCACUGCUCCAUCUCCCCCUGCCUGGAAUCCCUGCCCAUGUCACAUUAGAUUAUAGGCACAUGGAGGAGGGACUAUAUGUCCCCUCAAAUCACAUCACAUGGAUGUUUGCGGACACAGCCCCGAAAGGACAUCACAGGCAAGUUUUUGUUGGCUGAGGUACCAGUUGGGGGAUCCAAGUUGGUACCAGUUGGGUGAGGGAGGAGGGGGAUGUCACUGUCAUUGAUCCCAGGGGAGAUAGGACUGGAAGAGGGUGACCCUGCAAGUAGAGCAGAUAGAAGAGUUGAGGGUACACAUGCUAGCAAAAUGACAGCCUCAAGGAUGUUUGUUUACAGACCCCAGAACCUGGGGCCAUGGCACAUAUAUGGCAGAUACAAGGUGUGGACCUGGACUGUCCAGACUAGGAGAGCAGAGACCCUUUCCUGGCUGGACCCUAGUCCCACAACAAGGAAAUGAAUGCUAUCAACACUAACACCUGGGGCAGGAAACAGAGCCUCCCAAAAGGAAGGCAGAGUGCUGAUGCUUGGAUCUCAUCCAUUGAGACCCCAACCAUCCUCCUGACCUCUAAAAUCCAAGAUGACAUGUGUGUCAUUUAAGUCUCUGGCUUGUAGUCAUUUGGGCAGUAACAGAAAACUAGUAUCCCAGAGUGCUGGUAGGGGAUGUGGGAGUAGUCAUACUGGGGGCAGUCACAGUCGUGGCCUUGGGACUGACAGCCCUUUGAGCUGCUGUGUGUUAGCCUGUUAUACUGGUGCCCAUUGUGAUGACAGCCUUGUGUCCCCUCGUACAGUGCUGCACAGAUCCGGAACAUGGUGGCGGUGCUGGAAGUCAUCUCCAGCCUGGAGAAAUACCCCAUUACCAAAGAGGCACUGGAGGAGACACGACUCGGGAAGCUCAUCAAUGAUGUGCGCAAGAAAACGAAGAAUGAAGAACUCGCCAAGCGGGCCAAGAAGCUGUUGCGGAGCUGGCAGAAGCUUAUUGAGCCUGUGCACCAGAGUGAGGUGGCACUGCGAGGCUUAGCAGGCACUGCUGGCUCAGCCAAUGGGGGUGCGCACAACUGCCGGCCGGAAGCAGGGCCAGCUGGCACACCCAAGAGCAUCCAUGAUCUGAAGAACCGCAAUGACAUCCAGCGUCUGCCUGGGCAGCGACUGGACAGGCUGGGUAGCCGCAAACGCCGAGGGGACCAGCGUGAUCUUGGCCAUCCUGGACCACCGCCCAAGGUCUCCAAAUCGAGUCACGACUCCCUGGUACCUAACUCAUCCCCCCUCCCCACCAAUGGGAUCAGUGGGAGCCCAGAGAAUUGCCCUGGCCCCUUGGACGGCAGUGGGCACUUGGGCCCUGAGGGCAGCCAUCUGGAACCAGGUGAGAAUGAUAAGCAUGGUGGCAAGAUCCCUGUUAAUGCUGUGCGGCCGCACACCAGCUCCCCGGGCCUGGGCAAGCCCCCGGGUCCCUGCUUGCAGACAAAGGCUGCGGUGCUGCAGCAGCUGGACAGGGUGGAUGAGACUCCUGGACCCCCAUAUCCCAAGGGGCCACCUCGUUGCUCUUUUAGUCCCCGGAACUCACGGCACGAGGGUUCCUUUGCCCGGCAGCGGAGCCCCUACACACCCAAGGGCUCUGUGCCCAGCCCCUCGCCACGGCCCCAGUCGCUCGAUGCCACUCAGGUGCCAUCACCACUUCCGCUGGCUCAACCAUCUACACCCCCUGUACGGCGGCUUGAGUUGCUGCCCAGCACGGAGAGCCCAGUGCGCUGGCUGGAGCAACCAGAGGGCCACCAGCGGCUCACAGGAAUGGGCUGCAAGACAGGACUCUCCCUAACUGAGCCCCUCCUGACCCGAGCAGGCUUCUCCCCAGACUCUUCCAGGGCAGACAGCGACGCUGCCUCCUCUGGUGGCUCAGACAGCAAAAAAAAGAAGAGGUACCGGCCUCGGGACUACACGGUGAACUUAGAUGGGCAGGUGGCUGAGGCAGGCGUCAAGCCUGUCCGGUUAAAAGAGCGGAAGCUCACCUUUGACCCCAUGACGAGACAGAUCAAACCUCUGACCCAGAAAGAGCCAGUGCAAGCCGAUAGCCCUGUGCACACGGAACAGCCCAGGACAGAGCUGGACAAACCCGAGGCUAAGGCCAGCCUCCAGAGCCCUUUUGAACAGACGAACUGGAAGGAGCUGUCACGAAAUGAGAUCAUCCAGUCCUACCUGAGCCGGCAAAGCAGCCUGCUCUCAUCGUCGGGUGCACAGACCCCGGGCGCUCACCACUUCAUGUCUGAGUACCUGAAGCAGGAGGAGAGCACCCGGCGUGGGACCAGGCAGACACAUGUUCUGGUGCCGCAUGACCCGCCCACCGACCUCCCGGGGCUGACCCGGGAGGUCUCACAGGACGAUCUGAACCGAAUCCAGGCCCACCAGUGGUCUGGAGUAAACGGUUGUCAGGACACACAGGGUAACUGGUAUGACUGGACGCAGUGCAUAUCGCUCGACCCGCAUGGCGACGACGGGCGGUUGAACAUUCUGCCUUAUGUCUGCUUGGACUGACCGGCUCUCAGCCUCCAAGUGUAUUCCCACCUUGCAGUUAGCCAUGGCAUGUGGGUGGGCAGGUGGGCAGGGCCCAGCCGCCUCAGGUGGUUGGGAAUUCGGCCUAGGCAGGAGGGAAGGGACUAGGGUCUCCAGGUCUCGCUGAACUCUUCCCUCAAAAUUCUCCUUCUUUUGUGAAAUGCUGCUACCAGUUUACUAACAAUUGCAAAGGAAGGAUCGCCUGGAAGGAAGGCCGACAAAGUGAGUUAAGAACUCUAUAGCAAGCCAGCUAUAAAAAGCGUUGAUCCCCCACCCAGAAGAGGUGUGGACACCCCAGCACCCACAUGCUGGGACCCCAGUUGCAGGCAGGCACAGAAAACCUGUGGGAGGUCAUCUUGAACAUGGCAACAGAAGCACGUGUCUCAUCUAUAUGCGGUUUCUAUUUCUCAAUCUGAGCUGAGGCAGGGGGCAUGCCACCACCUGUUUGCAGCCCACAUGGCAUUGGGUAGGCCAGCUGGCCAGCCAGUUUGACCCUUACUCCACCGCAUCCACACAUUUCUUUUUGGUUUCAUUUAAAGCCCAGUUUUAAAGCAAUGCUGCAAUAAUUUAAGUUUUCUAGAGUUUAUUUUAUCCUCCUUUUCCAUCUGACCACAAGCCAAAUAAUUCCCUCUCCCCUUUUUUCCCUCUUUCCUGCACUUAUCUAGAAAAGGUCACCUUUCUAGAGCCCCCUCCCCAAAACACAAAAGUAACUGGGUGCUACUGGUAUGUUGAGCUCUACUAUUGAUGAGAGAAUUUGUCUGUAUGCUGGAAAUACUCAUAACCAUUCCUUUAGAUUUGUUUGCCUUAUGGUUAUUUGUCAUAAACGCGAUUUGCAAAAACAAGGAGCCUUAGUGAAUGUACAGUACCUAGACUUCUGUGUUCUCAGGACGCGGAAGGAAGCAACUUUGCUAUUUGGUCCAGUAAGUGGACAUCUUGUGAUAUAAAUGUGGAAAUAAAAAAACCCAUUUGCACAAAUCGGUCUGAGAAUCAUUUCUGAUUUGGUCCUU